Messenger RNA from Eupeodes corollae, 470 nucleotides. RefSeq names its product bombyxin A-1 homolog. Gene Ontology annotation, molecular function: hormone activity. The transcript has 2 exons. Lineage: Eukaryota; Metazoa; Arthropoda; Insecta; Diptera; Syrphidae. The record is from RefSeq and is a predicted model, not a curated record. Gene Ontology annotation, cellular component: extracellular region. The coding region runs from base 68 to 439 and encodes 123 amino acids.
UAAGGCAUCAUCAUCUAUACACAGCUUCUCAAUAUAAACUUUUAUUUAAAACCAAUAUUGUUAAACAAUGACUUCCUCAAAGAUCUAUUCAGGAAUUCGAGUAAUGCUCCUGUUUUUCGUAAGCCUAGCCAUAGUGAAUCUUUCAAUUGGUGAACAAAGGUUUUGUGGUAAUAAGCUGAGGAAUGUUAUCGAAUUGAUGUGUCCAAACGGUGUUAAUGGAUACAAAACAAAACGAAGCUCAAUUUCACUUGAUGAAGACAUAAGCACUGAAAACACUGAAGAAGACUUCAACUUCGGCUUGAGCCUUGAUAUGUUGCCAUUGAUGGAUAGCAGUAACAGUGGUAUUGCCAAAAUUCGACGCAGGAGACAUGGAAUCGCACAUGAAUGCUGCGAUAAGCCUUGUAGUAUGAAAGAAAUUGUAUCUUACUGUCGAAAUUAAGCUUUUUUCAACAUUUAUGAUUGAUGCAACU